AUGAAAGCCAGAUUUCAAGAGGAGGUAUUCAGCGGACCUUGUGCCCUUCCAGAUAUAUUGAUUCUGUUUCUGGUGUUAUGUGAAGCAGAUUGCAUAUCGUCAGUAAUCUCACAGGCCUAUCAUUGCCCAAUCAAUGUUGGGAAAAAUUGGGGUGGAAAAACCUGCAAUGCAGAAGCUGCUGAGAGAUACACAGAAAUGACUGAGCCAUCCAUUCUGGUGACCAACUCAAAUACCAUCCAUGUUUGGUAUUUGCCAGAUGCUCUCAGCCCAAAAAGAAGGGCCAACAUAUGGAACCACCUUCAUCUUCUGAGGGAACCACUGUGGGAGAGCAUAAAGGCUUCCCCACAGGCAUGGCAGAUGGACAAGUCAUAUUUCAGUGAUAAUGCUGAGUUGAAAGGCACCAUCAACCUGUCACCCACAUGGUUUCAACAGGGUCAUGGGCCCCAAAAUGGCUUCCCAGAAGCCUCAUGGCUGCUCAAAUCCAGGACAGAAAACACUUCUACAAGGGAAUGGGUUGACCAAAUGUCUGACACCAAUGCCCUGUUAUCUGCAAUCCUGCAUGGAAGCAUUGAUCUGCCUUGGCAAACAGGCAGAACAGCAGGCAGAUUCAGAUAUGAACUCCAUGUAGAGCAGCAUGUCCAUGAUGGUGAAUCAGGCAACUUGUUACCACAGGGAUAUCAAUGGACAGGAUCCAUGGUUCAGCAUUGGAGCAUGGGAUGGCAAGCUGUAGAUGGUGACAGAGCAUGCCUGGCAUACUACAUGCAUGCCAAUGUACAUCAGUUGGUGCACAUUCCCAUGUGUCAAUCACCAUGGAUGGACAACCUACUACCUAGACCAGUUGCAACUGGAGAACUGUUGAUUUGA
Molecule: messenger RNA, 864 nt
Organism: Pisolithus orientalis
Lineage: Eukaryota; Fungi; Basidiomycota; Agaricomycetes; Boletales; Pisolithaceae
Exons: 6
Coding region: 1-864 (287 amino acids)
Source: RefSeq, a predicted model, not a curated record